CACCUUUCACCUGUAAUUGCUAGUUUCCAGAAUUUUAAUCCCCCGUCCCCUUCCCUUUGUCGCCGACACACUCUUCCUCCACUUUUUUCCACUUCUCUCUCUUCAUUACUCUUCCACAAUCUUUGAAUCCCUUUCUCUCUCUCUCUCUCUAGCUGUCACUUUCUUUUAUGGCGAUGCUUCUGUCCACUGCCCACCGAUCUCUCCUUCAACUACUACUUCUGCUGCUACUCCUUCUCCCUUCACCCCUCUUCUUAGCAUUCUGCCCUUCUUUCUAUGCUUUAAACCCAUAAACAACAGCCUAACAGAGCAUCCCUGAAUGUGCUUGGCGUUGUAAUGGCUCUGUGGGUCUUCAUCUUGAUGAUUUUCUUGUUGAUCUUUGGUUUUAUUCCUGUUUCUCCUGCUCUUACUCAUGAUUCUGAUGUUCAAGCUUUGCAAGUUAUAUACACUUCAUUGAACAGUCCUUCUCAGCUGACUGGUUGGAUUGCUAGUGGUGGGGAUCCAUGUGCAGAGUCAUGGAAGGGGGUGGCUUGUGAAGGGUCUGCUGUUGUGUCAAUUGAGAUUUCUGGUUUAGAGCUGAAUGGAACGAUGGGUUAUGCGCUUUCGAGUCUUUUGUCAUUGAAAGAACUUGAUAUAAGCGACAACCUUAUUCAUGACUCGAUUCCUUACCAAUUGCCGCCGAAUCUCACGAGACUAAAUAUGGCGAAAAACAGCUUAAGUGGUAAUCUUCCUUAUUCCUUUUCCACCAUGGCUUCUCUCAGUUAUUUGAAUAUGAGCCACAAUUUACUAUCUCAGGCGAUAGGAGACGUUUUCACCAAUCUUUCUACCCUGGGGACGUUGGACCUUUCUUUCAACAACUUUACUGGAGAUCUUCCUAAAUCCUUGAGCUCUUUAUCCAAUGUUUCUUCCCUCUUUCUGCAGAACAACCAAUUGACUGGUUCUCUCAAUAAUCUCAUCAGUUUGCCUCUGACCACUCUAAAUGUAGCAAACAAUAAUUUCAGUGGAUGGAUACCUCAAGAACUGAAGUCGAUCGAAAAUUUCAUAUACGAUGGAAAUUCAUUUGAUGAUAGUCCUGCACCUCCUCCCCCGCCUUUUACUCCACCGCCUCCUGGUAGAUCUCGUAACAGCUCCAGACAUCCCGGGUCUGGCGGUGGCACCCAUACUGCCUCAAGUUCUGAUACGAGCUCGUCCCACUCGAACAAAGGCUUGUCAGUUUUGGUUAUGGUGGGGAUAAUUUUGGGUGCUAUAAUUAUUGCCCUCAUUGUGUUAGUUGCUUUCGCUGUCUGCAUCAUGAAGAGAAAACGCAAGAACAUUGGUCUAAGAGCUUCCAGUGGAAGGCUGUCAUUUGGCAACAAUGUGAAUGCUGAGGUGGAAGAGCGUCGGGGAAAAAGCGUUGUUGCUGUUGGAGAUAUUAAGCCUCUUCGUACCGAGAAAAUAAAUCCCGAGAGGUUACAGGCGACGAAUGGAUCAGUGAAAAGAAUGAAGUCCCCUAUCACUGCUACUUCUUACACCGUGGCUGCUCUUCAAAGUGCAACGAAUAGUUUUAGCCAAGAAUGCAUAGUUGGUGAAGGUUCUCUCGGUCGUGUUUACAAAUCGGAGUUUCCAAAUGGGAAGAUAAUGGCGAUAAAGAAAAUCGAUAACGCAGCACUAUCACUACAAGAGGAAGACAAUUUUCUUGAAGCGGUUUCAAACAUGUCGCGAUUGAGGCAUACGAACAUUGUGACACUAAAUGGUUAUUGUGCGGAAUAUGGUCAGCGUCUUCUAGUUUACGAGUUCAUUGGAAAUGGAAGUUUACACGACAUUCUCCAUUUUGCUGAUGAAAGUAGCAAGACACUGACUUGGAAUGCACGUGUACGCGUAGCGCUUGGAACCGCCCGAGCUUUAGAAUACUUGCAUGAGGUUUGCUUGCCUUCCGUUGUACAUAGAAACUUGAAAAGUGCAAACAUUUUACUUGAUGAAGAGCUCAAUCCCCAUUUGUCAGAUUGUGGUUUAGCUGCUUUAACACCGAACACAGGGCGACAGAUAUCUACUCAGAUGGUUGGUUCAUUUGGCUAUAGUGCUCCGGAAUUUGCCUUGUCGGGUUUGUACACAGUCAAAAGUGACGUUUAUAGCUUUGGGGUCGUGAUGUUGGAGCUCUUGAGUGGCCGAAAGCCGCUUGACAGUUCGAGGGCGAGAUCGGAGCAAUCACUUGUGAGAUGGGCUACUCCCCAACUUCACGAUAUCGACGCCUUGGCAAAAAUGGUAGACCCUACUUUGAACGGAAUGUACCCUGCGAAAUCUCUAUCGCGCUUCGCCGACAUUAUUGCUCUUUGUGUCCAGCCCGAGCCCGAAUUCCGACCUCCAAUGUCUGAAGUAGUACAAGCACUAGUACGGUUAGUGCAAAGAGCCAGUGUGGUAAAAAGGCAUUCGAGUGACGAGUCGGGUUUCACGUACAAAACGCCCGAGCACGAUGUAGUUGAUUUGCCAUUUUGAGGGACGACACAGAGCUCUGAAACGAAGCCCGAACUUGUUUCCAUUGUAAUUAAAAUAUUUGAGUGUAUAGCAGCAGGGAAGUGAUUUCUACAUUAAGUUUCUGUCUUUCCUUCAAUAUUUUGAUUAUCAUUGUUCUUACUUGAUGAAUCUAAAUUUGGUUUUUGUUUACCAAA
Molecule: messenger RNA, 2642 nt
Organism: Cucurbita moschata (crookneck pumpkin)
Lineage: Eukaryota; Viridiplantae; Streptophyta; Magnoliopsida; Cucurbitales; Cucurbitaceae
Product: protein STRUBBELIG-RECEPTOR FAMILY 8-like
Exons: 16
Coding region: 334-2469 (711 amino acids)
Biological process (GO): protein phosphorylation
Molecular function (GO): protein kinase activity; protein binding; ATP binding
Source: RefSeq, a predicted model, not a curated record